This is a messenger RNA of Sycon ciliatum, 3268 nucleotides long. RefSeq names its product eukaryotic translation initiation factor 2A-like. Bases 143 to 1936 code for a protein of 597 amino acids. Gene Ontology annotation, biological process: translational initiation. The record is from RefSeq and is a predicted model, not a curated record. Gene Ontology annotation, cellular component: cytosolic small ribosomal subunit. Gene Ontology annotation, molecular function: translation initiation factor activity; tRNA binding; ribosome binding. Lineage: Eukaryota; Metazoa; Porifera; Calcarea; Leucosolenida; Sycettidae. The transcript has 21 exons.
CUUUCUUGAGUAUCAUUUUGCUACUUCUACACUUUGUAGUUCCUGUACUCCAUUCUUCGUUUGGUGUUGGGCUUGAGAGAACGAUCACGCUGCAAACGAAACCCCUAAAUUCCCUGCUUCUUGACGUGGUUGAAUAAUAGUUAUGGCUGCUGCAGCACCGUCGCCUGCCUCCUCGUUUGCAGUGCGUGGCUCUAAUGGUCUUUGGGUUUGUUCCUUACCGGACGGUGCUCGCCAUGGUGGGAUCAGUGAUGACUCGCGUGACUGCAAGUCUAUGACCUACUCUCACGAUGGAUCACGGUUUGCGUGGGUAAACGCUACCAGUGUACAAGUUGCUCGCACGUCCGACGGACAUGUUCUGCAGUCUUACCCAUUUCCACGCACAUGCUCUCUUCGGUUCUCGCCCAAAGGCUCUUUCCUGGCUGCCUGGGAACCCUAUGCUGUGCGCAAAGGUCAAUCACCUGGCGAGCCAAACCUGCAUGUGUGGAACGUGUCAACUGGAGACUGUGUUACCAGCUAUGUGCAGAAGAAGAGUGAAGGAUGGCAUCCAAUGUGGUCAGCAGAUGAGGAGCUGUGUGCCCGUGUGGUAACUGGUGAAGUUCACUUCUUCAAUGGCGGUGUACCAGAUGGCGCUCCCGUUCAGAAGCUUCGCCUGGAAAAUAUCAAGCAUUGCGCGAUAUCUCCAUCCACUGUUCCGUACUACAUCGCCUCUUAUCAACCUGGCUCCAAGGGCGGACCAGCAUUCAUUCGUCUCUAUCGCUAUCCUGGCUUUGAGAAUGUCCUUGCCAGUCGCAGUAUAUUCAAGUGUGACAAUGUGAAGAUUAGCUGGAACGUUCAAGGCACUGCAUUCCUUGGUGUUACUAGUGUGGAGGUUGACUCUAGCGGUGCUUCCUACUAUGGUGAACAAGGCCUGCAGUAUUUAGACACGACUGGUGCUGGCACGAUGGUUACUCUAUCCAAGAAGGGACCUAUUUAUUCCAGUGACUGGCAUCCGAAUGGACGCGAGUUUUGUGUAGUAUACGGCUUCAUGCCGGCCAAGGCGACUUUGUUCAAUCAGAAGUGUGAGCCCGUGUUUGAUUUCGGUACCGGACCUCGCAAUGCUGUCAACUACAACAGUCAUGGAACAGUGAUGUGCCUGUCUGGAUUUGGAAACCUCCCCGGCCAUUUGGAAUUCUGGAGUCGUGAGAAAUUGCAACUUGUUUCCAAGUGUCAGGCGUCGGAUACAACAUCCUUCCAGUGGUGUCCAGAUGGUGAACAUUUCCUCACAGCAACAACAGCACCACGACUAAGACAGGACAAUGGGUACCGUAUUUGGCACUACUCUGGAAGAGACGUGGGAAGAUGGUCAGUUCCUGGUGCAAAAGAUGAACUGUGGCAGGUCUGCUGUCAACCCGUACCGUACGGUACAUUCCGUGCCAAGGCUGUCAUCGGCGUGCAAGCAUCGAUAACACAAGAAAGCAAAAGUAAACCAGCAGCGUAUCGGCCCCCGGGUGCAAGAGGUACCACAUCAUCUCUCAAAUUGCAUGAGAAUGAACGUCCUCAGGUUGUUGGAGCAGCUGCAGCCAUGAAGGCAGAAGAGCCUGCUAAGCCUCUAUCCAAAUCUGCCCAGAAGAAUAAGAAACGACGUGGUGGCAAGAAAGAAGAUGCAAGUGACACAAGCACAGCACCGGGUAGUGCAGUGACCCAGGCUCAACGUGAUGCAGUUGCCAUGGCUACCUGCCUCGUUGCCCCUGCCCCAGCUGCAUCUGCUGCUGCCGUCAGUACAACGCCAGUAGAAAAUGAGAAGAAGAUACGUGCUCUGAGAAAGAAAUUGCAGCAGAUUGAGAAACUGAAAGCACAGCAGGCAGAAGGCAAGACGCUCGAAGGCAAUCAGCUGGAAAAACUGAAGGGUGAAGAUGAGCUGCUGCGUCAAAUUAAGGAACUCUCUGUGGGCAGCUAAGACCACUGUUUGUUUAGACUUGUCCUGCAGCUUUGAGAUGCUGUCUCGUCAUUGUAAACUCUGUGUGUGUGUGUGUGUGUGUGUGUGUGUGUGUGUGUGUGUGUGUGUGUGUGUGUGUGUGUGUGUGUGUGUGUGUGUGUGUGUGUGUCUAACAUAGCUGUUCGCUAUCAUCGCUUCCGCGAUGGGCAGGUCUGAUGUCUGAGGUGUGUGUGUGUGUGUGGAGUUCAUAGCUCUGUAGCCUGAUGGCAAGCCGGGCUUGAAGCAUCAUCUCCAGACCAACCAGCUAUACUUUCUCGUACUCUGUGUCAGCGUGGCAGCAGCAGUUAAUACCAGUGAGGUUUCACUGGAUAUGUGCUGUUUUCACACGGGUCAUUGGACAACUUUGUAACAACUUGUACUAGUGCUAUAGUCCCCGUGUCACAGUGUCGCAGUCUGUUCUUGCUCGAGAUGAUCUCGUGUGUGCUGGUCGCACUGCCAGCAUGUGCCAGUCUCUGUUGUGUUUGUGUACCUCGUGUACCUUGAGUAAGGUGUACUUUAGGCACAUGCCUUGUACUAUUACUAACCCAGUGAGAGUGGAAUUCAGAAGUGUGCAUGGUCUUGCAUUCCCUUCUGCAACGAUGCUUCAGGUGCAUCCGCUCUUCAUGGUUGUUUUGUACUUCUACUCCAUACUGCACAGUGUACCUAUCUGUACAUAAGUGGUCUGUCUGCAGUAUUAUCAUCUCGAUGAUAUUUUCAGUUUCGAGUGUUGGGGUAACGUUAAGACGGUUUGGAGUAUAUUUCCGCUGGUGGUUGGUUUCCAGGAAUCUGCUUCCCCAGUGUACCCAGUGUCAUGGCAUGCUGUCUGUGUACCAGUGCCAUGGUAUGCACUCCUGUAUGGACUAAGCCGUCUGUGUACCAGUGCCAUGGUAUGCACUCCUGUAUGCACUCCUGUAUGCACUCCUGUAUGCACUCCUGUAUGGACUAAGGCGUCUGCUCAACUUGUUUUCUACUUUAUGGACAGAUGUCUUUAUGUCGAUAAGAUAAGAGUAUCAUCUUCCAUGUCUUGCUUAGAAACAGUUAUUGUUGAUCCUGCUUCAAUGACUUUCUCAUAGAUUUGUUAUCUGCAAUGUUUCAUUAUCACCGAGUUGAGUAUUGUCCAUUGGCUGUCGUCGUCUCGCUAUCUUCUUUGGACACUAUUCUUACUUUGAAGUAGAGUUGUCCGUUGGCUUUCUUUCAAAUUCUUUGUCUCAUUAUCUUCUUUGGACAUCAUUCAAUGACAUCCUAUUUCUGUGCUCAAUAGGUUUUUGAAGUUCGAAAAGAGAACCUCUAUAAUUAUUAUUCUUAGUUACUGGA